Messenger RNA from Penicillium cinerascens, 1224 nucleotides. Its product is annotated as M20 family metallopeptidase. The transcript is spliced from 3 exons. Gene Ontology annotation, molecular function: dipeptidase activity. The coding region runs from base 1 to 1224 and encodes 407 amino acids. The record is from RefSeq and is a predicted model, not a curated record. Lineage: Eukaryota; Fungi; Ascomycota; Eurotiomycetes; Eurotiales; Aspergillaceae.
AUGACUUUGCCCACCAAGAAAGAACUUCAACAAGCGAUCGAGGAGUACAUCUCCACGCUGGCUAAGCCUCUUCGCGAGUUGAACAAGAAAAUUCAUGAAGCCCCGGAGUUGGCAUAUGAAGAGCACAAGGCUCAUGAUGUGAUUUGUAAUUUCCUUGAAUCCCAGGGAAUAUCCACAACUCGCCACGCCUACGGUCUCUCCACUGCAUUUGAAGCGGUCGUCGGCGAGGCCCCCGGACGCUGCAUCAACUUCAAUGCCGAAUACGACGCCCUACCAGACAUCGGACAUGCAUGUGGCCACAACCUGAUUGCCACAGCCAGCGUCACGGCAUUUGUAGCUCUGGCAUUCGCGAUACGAAAAUUCGGGCUCCCAGGCCAGGCCCAACUAUUGGGAACGCCAGCAGAGGAAGAUGGCGGGGGAAAGAUCGAUCUGAUCCGCGCCGGAGCUUACGAAAAGGCCGACAUUUCGUUGAUGAUGCAUCCCGUUUCCGAGGAGGAAUUCGCGACCCACGACGUACGCGGAAUUGGGGGUCGUACUUCCAUCUCCUGCUACGAUCUAAUCACCGUCUACAGGGGAGUGAGUGCGCAUGCAGCUGAUAGUCCGUGGGACGGUAUCAAUGCGCUCGAUGCGGUAGUGUCGGCGUACAAUAAUAUCUCUAUGCUGCGGCAACAGAUUCAUCCCACCGAGAGGAUCCAUGGAGCUAUCGUGCAGGCACCGACUGUUACGAACGCUAUUCCCGAGCUCACAAGAGUAAAGUACACGAUUCGGAGUCCCACUGUCGAAAGGACUAGAGCACUAGGUGAUCGUGUACGGAAAUGUCUGGAGGCGGGUGCUCUCGCUACAGGAUGCAAGAUCGAGGUGGAGGAGACCGCAGUAUAUGCGGAUUUGGUCGUGAAUCCGCCGCUGUGUAAGGCAUUUAAGGAAUGUAUGGGCGAUCUGGGAGAUCAGGUCUUGGAUUCCGAUGAUACCCCGGUUAGCGCCUCCACAGAUCAGGGCAAUGUCUCGCAGAUCAUACCGGCACUCCACGCGCUCAUUGGGAUCCCGGUCAAAGAUGGAGCACGAAACCAUACACGGCAGUUUACAUUUGCUGUUGGGACUGAAGAAGCGCAUGCUAGGACCAUCACCACAGGCAAAGCAAUGGCCAUGACUGGGUGGAGGGCGCUCGUCGACGACGAUUUUUACCGGGAUGUGAAAACGGCAUUCACACCUGGCAAGAAGAUGUAA